Fusarium fujikuroi IMI 58289 is the source of this 795-nucleotide messenger RNA. RefSeq lists its product as uncharacterized. The record is from RefSeq and is a predicted model, not a curated record. Lineage: Eukaryota; Fungi; Ascomycota; Sordariomycetes; Hypocreales; Nectriaceae. Bases 1 to 795 code for a protein of 264 amino acids. The transcript has a single exon.
AUGACUGGACAAUCUACAAGACGAUGGCUCCAGCUGUCUUUCCUUCUCAUGGCUGGUUCCGCCUCAGCAGGAUCCCUCAAACUGUCAGACUUUGAGUCUAUCAGUGACAAGUCAUUCCCAGAGACCUGUGUUCAAGCCUACGAUACACCACUCUCCCAAUGCACCCCCAAAGACUUCACCGACGGCAAGGCAUGCAGUGCUGCUUGCAAGUACUCAGUUCAACAAGCCCAGGGCUUCAUCCAAGCAUCAUGUGGUGACGUCUCAGCCAGUUCAGAAUCACUUCUAAGCCGCGGUCAAAAGGGCAAUCUUGUUGCUGUUCUCUGUCGAGAUGUUGAUGAGCCUCAAUCGGAACCCGAGUCUGCACCUCAGACUCAACCCAAACAGGAGCCCGAGCCUGAGAAGACUCAGCCCCCAGCCACAACAACGACCUCUGCUUCUUCUACCAAGGUUUUGAAGAAUGUCUUAAUUGAGACUGGCCACAGUUCUUUAGACGACAAGUCAAACGGUAGUCUAGAUGGACCACCCCUGUCGUCAGUGGACGAGGACCUUGCCACCAAGAGCACUGUUCUUGCAAUUGACACAGACCAGCCAACUGGCUCUCUUCCCAUGCCUGCUCCUCCUAGCAUGAUGACCUCUGUGACAAAGCCGAGUGCUGCUAGCCACACAGCGGCGUCAGCUAGCAAGGAGCCAACUCCUACGCCCACAACGGCUGGUGGUUCUGUUCAUGGCCCCAGCUUUGGGUUCAUGUGUGCUUCUUUGGCCAUGUCUGCUAUCAUGUACAUGGUUGUCAACUAG